CUCGCGUGUACUCGGAUCUGAAAACGUCAACAAGAAGCACUUGCCCCAGAAAGCGACAGAAAUUUUAUAUUCAAUGAAAGGUCAUUGGAUAGUCUUUGGCGAUAUGGUUUGAUGUUGUAUCAACAUGGACUUCAAGUACUUGAUGUCCCUGGCCGCUGAUAACGAAAAACACUCGAAACAUCAGUUUGAAAACAGUGCACAGAUUUCAACCACUCUGUCCUCGGCAAAGAAAGAAGACAGGAAAUCAAAAGAAGGAAAGUCGGACACCCUCAAGAAGCUACAGGAUGAGAAGGCCAGAGAACGACAUGAGAAAGAAAAAAGAAGACAAAAAGAAUUGAGGGAAGCUGAAAAGAAAAAGAUCUUUCGCAUCCCUAAGAGUGGAGAGGUCCCAGAGAAGGGCAGCUCAAGUAGCAAAGAUGGAGAGAAGGAUGAAGGUUCCGGAAAAAGAGAGAAAGGAGAUAAAAACAAAGAAAAGAAGGAAUCAACGCACAACAAGGCAAAGAAGGAAAACACAUUGACAGCGGUAAAAGCCAAACCCGCUGUUGAAAGUACUGAACCAGCAUAUGACUAUACCAAAGAUGUUGAACAGAUGCAAUAUACGUUCAAAGGUCCUCGAACAGCUGUGCCAGCUCAAAAUGCUGCCUGGGCCAAAAUGGAAGCCAUAAUUCGUAAAGAAAAAGAAGAUGCAAUGAGGAAGAAGGUCGAGGAGAUCAAUCGGAAAAUUACAGACGAGAAAGAUGCUAGAGCUCAAGCUGAAAAAGAGAGGGCUGAACGAAAGCAGAGGAGAAAAGAAAAGGAAGAAAGAAAAAUGUCCCGAGAGCUUGCGGCAAAAGAGUUUAAGUCUUCUAAAGAGAUCAAGAUAUCUAAAGACGUAAAAUCGAAAGAAUUUACAUCAUCAAAGGAGUUCCAUUCUUCAAAAGAUAAUAGUGAAAGGCAACAGCAGAGGGAGAGGUUGUUAGAGAAACAACGUCAAGAGAAACAACUCCAAGAGAAACAACGCCAAGAGAAACAACGCUCUGAAAAAAUUAUCCCUCCGGUAGUCAAAACGGAGCCCGUCAAGAAGCCCAAACCGCCAAUUAUGAAAAAGAGACCCAAACCAAUGGGAGCACCUUUAGAUUUCUCAUCACUUCUGAAAAUGGCCGAAGCAAAACAGAAUGUUCCGAAAGAAGACAAGUCGGGAGCCAAGGCAGUGGUAAAGAAGAAGAAGGACCAGAGGCCGAUGACACAGGAGGAGAAGGAUAGGGAGGCUCGCAAACAGACUCAGGAAUACAAGGAUUGGUUGAAGUAUGGCAAGGGGAGACCUCCUCCUCCCCCACCUCUUGUGUCUUCCGAUUCCGAAUCCUUUUCAGACAUUUCUGAUGAGGAUCCUCUUGAGGCACCACGGAAACAUCAAGAUUCGAAAUCAUUGUCCAAAAGUUUCAGCUCAUCUAGUUUUCAUAAGUCAAGUCCAUCCUCUGCUAUCAAUUCGAAAAUGUCUCAUUCAUUUUCCGGUUCAAAGUCGUCGGUUUCUAGUUCAAAGUUAUCAGGUUCGAAAAUUCCAAACACAGUGAAUUCCAAGCAUGUGUCGCAUUCAGUGAAGUCGCAGAGCAUGAGGGAACAAACAUCUACUAAACCCCAUUCUAAAAGUGCUCAAGGUUCUAGUCAUUCUAAUGGACAUUUUGAUAGACAUGACAACGGUUCCAAAUAUGAUUCAAGAAUGGCAGACAAACAUAAGCAGAUGAUUAGCAAAAACAGUGAGAAACAUUCAGAUAAGUAUCGAACAAUGAAUAAUGGUAAGCACAAAGAGAGACAUAGAGAAAGUCCGCAACCAAUGAUUCGUGACAAGCAUAGAGAAAACACUCAGCAGAUGAAGCAGGAUAAACAUAGAGACAGUUCCAAACAGAUGUCUCAGGACAAAUCUCGAGAUAGUCAACAACAGAUGUCUCGAGACAAACAUCGUGAAAGUCAGCAGGUGUCUCGAGACAAACAUCGUGAAAGUCAGCAGGUGUCUCGAGACAAACAUCGUGAAAGUCAGCAGGUGUCACGAGACAAACAUCGUGAAAGUCAGCAGGUGCCUCGAGACAAACAUCGAGAGAGUCAACAGAUGUCUCGAGACAAACAUCGAGAGAGUCAACAGAUGUCUCGAGACAAACAUCGAGAGCGUCAACAGAUGUCUCAAGACAACCAUUAUGAAAAUCAACAGGUAUCUCGAGACAAAUAUCGUGAAAAUCAACAGAUGUCUCGAGACAAACAUCGUGAGAGUCAACAGGUGUCUCGAGACAAAUACAAAGCUCCCAUCUCCAAGAAUAAAUAUGAGGAUGGACCAUCCAAAGGUCAAGGUAACAAGGAUAAGUAUCGUGAACAGGUAUCACGUGACAAGCAGAGAGACGGCCCCCAACAGUUCUCCAAAGACAAGCACAGGGAACAGGCGAAGCAGCUGUCGAGGGAGAGACAUCGAGUGGAUGAACGUGGACACGGGGGAAAGAAACCACGACAGCAGUAUGAUGACGCACAUGAAAAUGUUCUGGUGUGUGGACCGUCCUCGCCAUCACCACCAUCGUCACCAAUGGCAACAAAUCCAUUUGACAGAAUAGUCGGAGAAAUUAAAAAAAAUAAUCCCAAACGUCCAAUCACUAAGAGGAAGCGCCAGGUGAUAGACAGCGAGAGUGAAGAGGAUGAAGAAAUGGAUGGCUUCAUUGAUGAUGACGAAGAUAUGGACGAUCCUUCCAGUCUGGACUACUCCAAGUACAUCCGACAGAUCUUCGGAUACGACAAGCGCAAGUAUGACCAUAUAAGGGAUGAUGACCUGGCUUGCAUGGAGAGCAACUACGCCACGGUGAUGAAGGAGGAGGCAAGGAGUGCCAAGCUGGGGCUGCUGGAGGACCUGGAAGACAUGAAACAGGAACAGGACGAGCUGCAGCAGAAGGCCAUGAUGAAGAAGAAGAUGAAGGCGAAACGCAGAUAACACAUGGCUCGACUGUUGACGAUGAAAGACAGAAACCAAAGAAACCUGUGGAUGAAGGCUAACAGAACUGUUGAUUAACUGAAUAUGAAGAACAUAAUUUUAGCAUGUUAUUGCAAACUGAUGAAAUAUGACAAUGGUGAUGUACACGAAACUUGCAAAACGUUGGUGUUACUGCUGCUUCUGGAACCCUGAAUUAGGUGUCAAUGACAAAGAUUGGACUGGGAUAACGUAGAUGUCAGUGAUGGAGACGGAGCUCAGAUGAAAUAGGUGUCCAUGAUGAAGAUAAAAACCUAAGAUAUAUUAAUUAAUGAAUUAACCAGUGAAAAAUAUUACUUUAAAGAUAUUGUAUGGGCAGCUGAUUAAGAACAGUACUGCAGUUAUUUAUUACGUUGAUGUUAUCAGAUGAGGAUGCAAAUGAUAGCAAGCUAAGGUGAAGAAAUGAGUCCUAUUGAAUCGUUAGAAGGGUUCAUCAUGUGUUUGUCGUCAAGAGACCAGAGCCUCUCACUCAUCCACUCAUAAGUAAUGAAAGAAGUGGGAAAAAUAUAUUUUUCGAUGUUUACAUGUCUAUUUUACUGUACAGGCCUUGACCUUUGUAGUCAGGAAUAUGUUCAAGCCAUCAAACAUAGGGAUUUGUAGAUCUUGUCACUAGCAAACCCAUCAUGCUCUAAGACGUCAUGACCCAUGUUUGUCCACUAAGUGUGAAACUAGCUUGGGUGACCCCAACCACGAUAAUACAGGGAUGUUGUAAAGGCUUAAAAAAAAAAAAGAAUUGAUUCUCAGGCAAUAACUUGCCUUACUUUUAGUAUAGUGCGGGCGGUCACGGUAUUAUUUUUUUUUGCUUGUUCAAACUAGUAUGUAACCAUAUAAACAGUUGUGUACCAUCAACCUGGCAAGGGGUCUACCUGCAUAAACAAGCAUACAAACUCUUAUUGCCGCCAUGACCGUAACACGAGACACACAGAAAAACAGUGCCCAUGUAAAGAGAAGUAACUGUGUGCAAUAUUGGACCGCAUUGUUUUCAAAAAUUAGGAUUUAAAAUCUUUUUGGAAAAUGGAAUUAAAAAAAGAAACGUAUGGCAGACUUUAUGAUGAUGUGAGCAGUGCCUGAGAAGCAAGACUAUAUUUUUUUAGUCUAAAGUUGUAUAAACACAUUGAGCCGUUCUCCUCCACCACUUGCUUGACUCUAGUCCUUUUGUCACCACCGCCCUUGUCUUUUGUCAUUGUAACAUAUCAAAAGUCAUUCCCAGAUUCUUUGUCUCCCAGAAACCACAGACACAAUUCUAGCAUCAGAAUGACUCAGUUCAGUGAAUUUCAAGAUUAUGUACAUGAUGUUUUCAGCCUUUAUAUGUAUAAAAGCAACUUCUGGUUCAACACAAACAUAGUGUGUUGGUGGUUUACCUGAAGCAUUCAUUGUAUAUAGUGUAUUUAUAUAUUUAUCGAAUCAAGUGCUAAAACAAACUUGAGCUGGAAUGGGGUAUUCCAAACUGAGAUUCUUGCAGAAAGUUUUCAUAAAAUAAAUAUUGUCUGUGUUUAUCCAACACCUUUGUACAAAUUUGGCUUUAUGAAAAAAUAAGACGACAGUAAAAUAGGGCUAUAACAAACUGAAAGUGUCCACUAAUUUUAGUUUGUUAUAACCAUAGUUUAUUAUAAGCAUAUGUACAGCAGUGGCCGGGACACAAAAAAAUAAGUACAUCAUAUCCGUCAGUUCGUUAUAAGCGUGUUCGUUAUUAACGUAGUUUACUGUAUAUUUAUUCUCAAAUGCUAUGUCGGAAGGGAGAAUUCCACGUCCCAAGUGAUGUCCUUGUUUGUUUCACAGUCAGCAUGAUCGGCAUUGCUAGGGAAGAGGGGUCAAGGUUUGGGCAAACUGGAAAUAGAAAUACUUGAAGAUAUUGCUGUGAAAAAUGUCGGAAAAACUGGUCUUCCUUCUAUCUGUCACCUUCGGGGGCACGGGUGACCCAGUCGUCUAAGGCGCCACGAUUCGCUGUGCAGAGUUGUGUCCCUUA
Haliotis rufescens (red abalone) is the source of this 4946-nucleotide messenger RNA. Its product is annotated as peptidyl-prolyl cis-trans isomerase G-like. Gene Ontology annotation, molecular function: histone binding; DNA binding. The record is from RefSeq and is a predicted model, not a curated record. Gene Ontology annotation, cellular component: nucleolus. The coding region runs from base 125 to 2944 and encodes 939 amino acids. The transcript is spliced from 6 exons. Gene Ontology annotation, biological process: nucleosome assembly; regulation of DNA-templated transcription. Lineage: Eukaryota; Metazoa; Mollusca; Gastropoda; Lepetellida; Haliotidae.